UCCGAGGGCGGGAGGAAGGAGGAGAGGGAAAAAGAGAGGACGGAGUCGGCGCUCCUCCUCGGGACUCUUUUCCCUUCCUGCCUCCUUUCUUCACGCCUUCGAGACCUUCCUUUCCUCGCCUUGCCUCCAUCUUGUUCCGCUCUCCGCCGGAACUGUGUUUCCGGGGGGCGUGGUUUCCGGGGGAGCGCUUUGUCGGCGCACCGGCCCGCUCUGACCCUCUCCUCCUCCUCCUUCUUCCCCGGUAACGGACUCGGCGGAGGAGGCGCCGCCCGGAGCAUGGCCUCGCUGGCCUGAGCGCGGGAAGGAGACGGAGGGACGCGGCGGCGGCGGCGGAGGAAGGGGAUGGAUCCCGGCGGGGGAGGCGGCGGCGGCGGCGGAGGCGCCUGUCCCGGGUCCGGCGGAGGCAAUGGAGGCGGCGGCGGCAGCGGUGGAGGCGGCGCUGGGAAGCCCAGCCUGCAAGUGGUCUACCAGGCCGUGCAGGCGCUCUACCACGAUCCGGACCCCAGCGGCAAGGAGCGCGCCAGCCUCUGGCUCGGGGAGCUCCAGAGAUCGGUUCAUGCAUGGGAGAUCUCAGACCAUUUGCUGCAGAUCCGGCAGGAUGUGGAGUCGUGCUACUUUGCAGCCCAAACCAUGAAGAUGAAAAUCCAGACCUCAUUCUAUGAGCUCCCCACAGACUCCCAUGUUUCCCUGCGGGACUCGUUGCUUUCCCACAUCCAGAACUUGAAAGACAUGUCCCCCGUCAUCGUCACCCAGCUUGCAUUAGCCAUAGCAGACCUUGCCCUACAGAUGGCCUCUUGGAAAGGCUGCGUACACACACUGGUCGAAAAGUACAACAAUGAUGUGACGUCACUGCCCUUCUUACUGGAAAUCCUGACGGUGCUGCCAGAAGAGGUUCACAGCCGAUCCUUACGCAUUGGAGCCAACCGCCGCACUGAGAUCAUCGAAGACUUAGCCUAUUACUCCAGUACGGUGGUCUCUCUGCUGGUGACCUGUGUGGAGAAGGCAGGCAAUGAUGAGAAGAUGCUCAUAAAGAUCUUCCGCUGCCUAGGGAGCUGGUUCAACCUUGGCGUCCUCGACAGCACCUUCAUGGCCAACAGCAAAUUGCUAUCACUGCUCUUUGAAGUUCUGCAACAAGACAAGACAUCGUCAAACCUGCACGAAGCCGCUUCAGACUGCGUCUGUUCUGCGCUUUAUGCCAUUGAGAACGUGGAAACCAACUUGCCCCUGGCCCUGCAGCUUUUCCAGGGUGUCCUGACCUUGGAGACAGCUUAUCAUAUGGCGGUGGCCCGCGAAGAUUUGGACAAGGUUCUUAAUUACUGCCGGAUCUUUACCGAACUCUGUGAAACAUUUCUGGAUAAAAUCGUUUGCACACCAGGCCAAGGCUUGGGCGACUUGCGAACGAUAGAGCUCCUCUUGAUCUGCGCAGGCCACCCCCAAUAUGAGGUGGUGGAAAUUUCCUUCAACUUCUGGUACCGACUGGGGGAGCACCUUUACAAGACAGAUGACGCCAUCAUCCACAGCAUUUUCAAGGCCUACAUCCAGAGGCUCCUUCAUGCCCUUGCACGGCACUGCCAGCUGGAUCCGGACCAUGAAGGGAUCCCUGAGGAGACAGAUGACUUUGGGGAGUUCCGGAUGCGGGUAUCGGAUCUUGUCAAGGACUUGAUUUUCUUAGUUGGCUCUGUGGAGUGUUUUGCCCAGCUUUACGCUACCUUGAAAGAAGGCAACCCUCCCUGGGAAGUGACGGAAGCUGUCCUCUUCAUUAUGGCCUCAAUUGCCAAGAGUGUUGAUCAGGAGAACAAUCCGACACUCGUAGAAGUCCUGGACGGAGUGGUACGCCUUCCUGAAUCAGUGCAUAUGGCUGUCCGAUACACAAGUAUUGAGCUGGUUGGCGAAAUGAGCGAAGUUGUGGACAGGAAUCCCCACUUUCUUGAUCCUGUGCUUGGCUAUUUGAUGAAGGGCCUGUGUGAGAAGUCGCUGGCCUCUGUCUCUGCCAAAGCCAUCCACAACAUUUGCUCAGUGUGCCGGGAUCACAUGGCCCAGCACUUCACUGGGUUGCUGGAAAUCGCUCGGUCCCUGGACUCCUUCAUGCUCUCGCCAGAGGCAGCUGUGGGGCUCCUUAAAGGGACUGCAUUGGUGCUGGCCAGGCUUCCCCUGGAGAAGAUCUCAGCAUGUCUCAGUGAAUUGUGUGCUGUUCAGGUGAUGGCGCUGAAGAAGCUGCUCUCUCAGGAGCCGAGCAAUGGCCUCUCCUCCGACCCUACUGUUCCCCUAGAUCGCCUUGCUGUUAUAUUCCGGUCCCCUUUUCCUUUUUCUGUUUCUUCUCACAGGCAUACCAACCCUAUUGUAGAAAAUGGGCAGACCCACCCGUGCCAAAAAGUCAUCCAGGAGAUCUGGCCUGUCCUGUCAGAGACCCUGAACAAACACCGUGCCGAUAAUCGUAUUGUGGAACGCUGCUGCCGAUGCCUGCGCUUCGCUGUCCGCUGCGUUGGCAAAGGAUCAGCGGCGCUCUUACAGCCGCUGGUCACUCAGAUGGUGAGCGUCUACCAGGAGCAUCAGCACUCCUGCUUCCUCUAUCUGGGCAGCAUCCUUGUAGAUGAGUACGGCAUGGAGGAAGGCUGCCGCCAGGGCCUACUUGACAUGCUGCAGGCUCUCUGUGUCCCCACCUUCAGGCUCAUUGAGCAACCCAACGGCCUCCAGAACCAUCCGGACACUGUGGAUGACCUCUUCCGGCUGGCAACCAGGUUCAUUCAGCGAAGCCCCAUCACGCUGCUCCGCAGCCAGGUAAUCCUUCCCAUCCUCCAGUGGGCCAUCGCUGCCACUACCCUUGACCACCGUGAUGCCAACUGCAGCGUCAUGAAGUUCUUGCGUGAUCUUGUCCACACAGGAGUGGCCAAUGAUGUGAGUGAGGGAUCUUCAGUAGAGCACGAAGAGGACUUUGAGGCACGGAAGGAGCUUAUUGGGCAAGUGAUGACACAGCUGGGCCAGCAGCUUGUAAGCCAGCUCCUGCACACCAGCUGCUUCUGCCUGCCGCCUUACACUUUGCCGGACGUGGCCGAGGUGCUAUGGGAGAUCAUGCAGAUUGACAGGCCGACCUUCUGCCGUUGGCUGGAAAAUUCACUGAAGGGCUUACCAAAGGAGACUACCGGGGGAGCUGUGCAGGUGACGCACAAGCAGUUGACGGACUUCCACAAGCAAGUCACAAGUGCUGAGGAGUGCAAACAGGUUUGCUGGGCUCUGAGAGACUUCACCAGACUGUUCCGGUAGCCUGCGCCUCCUUCACUCUGCCUGACUCCCAGGAAUGUCUUAUUUUCAGAAGAGGAAAUAAAACAACCAAGACGGCGUCCCACAACCAGCAGACUUAACCUUGCGGCCCAGGGCUGCGACUUGCUCCGGGGAGUCCCGCCAAUCCAGAAGAGAGACUUCGCUGCAAGAGUGAGUCGGUGAAGAUCCAGCUUGUGAGUGAGAGGAAGAGAGAAAGAGAGAGAGAAGGAGAAAAGCGAAAAUAGAAUUAAAAAAAUAAAAUAAACCAGGGGGGCGCAACUUGAUCCGCGACUAUGGAUGGCUGCAACUGACCUACGGCAUCGUGGGGGGUGGGAGAGCUGCUUUUCCAGGUGGACUUGCUUUAAAAUAAGAAGAAAAAACCACAUAAAAAGGUAAAAAAAAGUUAAGAAAAUGUUUUUUAAAAAACAACAAAAAUAUGAAACCAUAGAAGGAAUAAAAAGAAUUAAUUUGCCUGGCAGCAAAAUAAGGUGGAAUGGAAAAAACAAAAACCAAACCAAGCAACAAGGUUAGAAAACUUUCUGUGAAAUGAAAAUAAAAGAAUUACUUAAGGAUCCGUGGGGAUUAAAAAAACAAAAACCAGUAUCUUACCUAUCAAUCAAAACCAAGAGUCUGCCCUGCGGGGGGGGGGGGGGGGUGUGGAGGGGAGUCUCGGUUUUUAAAAAUGGUUUUUGCAAUCUUCCUUCCUGAUUUCCAGAGCUCUGCCUCCCCUCCCAAAGUCCAAACGGAAAGGUGGUGUCAAGAUCAAUAGUAGCAGCCGUGGAGCACAAGGAUCCUUGGGUGGGUUGGCCUUUGGGGCGGGGAGCCCUCUGCCCCCCUUCCGACAAAUUCCCUGAGGCAACUAGGAGCCUCUUGGGUCCCAUCAGUGCAUUGCUUACUUUGAUAAACUGUUAUAAUAUAUAUUAUAUUAUAUAUAUAAAUAUAUAUUUUCUUUUUGAAAGUUGAUUUGGGGUUUUUUUUUGUUCUGGAAAAUUUGGUUUCAACUUGUUUGGGAUGUUCUUCUUUUUUCCUUUUUUAACCAUGGCAGGGAGAGGAGGCAGGUGGGGCUCUGGAGAAGACAGGAAGGCAGGGGGAGCAGGCAGACUUAUUUCGUUGGAUUGAUCCGGCGACGACUUGGGCGAGGGAAGGAAAGAGUUGCGGGCCCUGCGCAGAGAGUAGGACAGGUGGGGGAUGCUGUUCCGUCUGGUGUUGUAGCCAUCUCGAGAACAAGGGGGAAAACACACAAAAAGAAAAUAAAAACAAACAAAAAAUUAAAGCGAA
Molecule: messenger RNA, 4536 nt
Organism: Sceloporus undulatus (fence lizard)
Lineage: Eukaryota; Metazoa; Chordata; Lepidosauria; Squamata; Phrynosomatidae
Gene: TNPO3
Product: transportin 3
Exons: 23
Coding region: 343-3261 (972 amino acids)
Biological process (GO): protein import into nucleus
Cellular component (GO): nuclear membrane; cytoplasm
Source: RefSeq, a predicted model, not a curated record